Syngnathus acus (greater pipefish) is the source of this 3897-nucleotide messenger RNA. It is a transcript of the gene swap70b, whose product is annotated as switching B cell complex subunit SWAP70b. The coding region runs from base 1897 to 3552 and encodes 551 amino acids. The transcript is spliced from 12 exons. The record is from RefSeq and is a predicted model, not a curated record. NCBI's taxonomy places the organism in Eukaryota, Metazoa, Chordata, Actinopteri, Syngnathiformes, Syngnathidae. Gene Ontology annotation, cellular component: cytoplasm; nucleus. Gene Ontology annotation, molecular function: calcium ion binding.
AAAAAAAAAACAGAUUCCCCUCCAUUCGCCAACAAAACACGAAACUAUGUUGACUGUCAUUUUUGUGAUAUAUUGGUCACAGUUGUUUUUAAGUGAACAUAGCUCAUAUUUCAAGAUGUUUUAUUGACUUAGAUUCCACAUCCCUAGCAGCAGAUGGAACCCUCCUACCCCCCCCUCCAUGGCCCCUUGUGGCUCCAAAAAUAGCUCGUUGACUAAAGUUAGCAGCGCUACAGCGCUAAGAAUGCACGCCACUUUUGCUUGACGUGACUUUGCGGAAUUUUGUUAUUAAAAACAACCAACAAGGUUCUUUUAUUUUUCCAUUUUGAUUUACAAGCUCUGAUAUGUGACCCUGCCACGAGACCCUUGGCUCAGCUGGUUUUAUCUUCAUAGCGUUGGAAUCACAUUGUCCUCGUUAGCGUGCCUUUCACCACUUUUUUGGACAAAGUGUCAGAUGGAAAGAGCGGGAAGAAUUUAUCCUCCCUCGUCUUGAUCUCACUUGACGGUAAUGCCGUCUGAAUAUUGAUGGUUUUGUUUCUGGCGUUUCAAAAUAGUUGGAAAAGAUCAAUUCAUGCCAUCGCUUCUCAUUUCGACUCUUCCUCACCACAGUUGUGCUUACGCAAUGACAACGCCAGUUUGCACCUGCCUAUCGGGAGCCAUAUUUAAAGAUGGCAAAAUUUGUUUCAAAUUAGUCAGUUUACAGUCUUUAGCUGAGUGCCAGAGGGAACCCACAUCGAGAACAAACUGAUGGCCUGAACUUGUUUUGUGCUGUGGAAAACAUCCAGACUGGUCUUCCUCCUUAAAAGUAUCUCCGGGGCAAUUGAUGGUCACCGUAGUUUCUCCUGGAUGAUGGACGGGUUCUUCCAAUCCUCCUUUGUUCAGCUAUUAUUGGAGAGGAUAAACAAUGCAGGCCAAAGUCUUGAUGGAACGAUUCGAUGAGCUGGCGAGAGUACAGUUUCGAUCCAUGGGGGUUGGAAGACGCUCCCCCCUCCCUCGGCCCCCUGCCGUCUCACACUUGUGUUUCAUAUUUGCGGCUUGCCUCACAUUCUUUUGUCUUCACGGGGGAGGAAAGAGCAGGACGAGACGUUUGCUGUCACGUAAAAUACAUUCCGCGUGAAGAAAGCAACGCCACGAAGACAAACAUGUCCAUUGCUUAUUUAUCUGUCAAGGCGCAUCUUUGACUUGGUGUCCUACUUUGCAUUUAUCCGCUUGACUGUGUGGAUGACUGAGAGCAGCCAUUAUGAAUUUAAAUUUGCUAAACAAGAAUUUGGACAUUUGAGCUUAAAAAGUGAACCAAUAAAUGAAAAAUUGUCAAAUUAAAUGAGAAAACGAUAUACAAUAAAAUAGGAAUGGUGAGGUACCGGGUAUCAAUAUUGGUACCGAUACCAGCCUUAUUUCAUUUAUAGUGUCUUGUGGUCAUUUUACAAUCAGGAAACUGAAAUUAAUUUCAUGAAAUUUAAAAAAAAAAAUUAUAUUGGAAUGUGUAGAUCUUUAUUUAGAAUUAUCUGUCAUAAUUUUUGGGGGAGGAAAAUUUUAGGUCUUAAAUUUAGAUUUCCAAUACUUUAUGUAUAUUUUUACGACCUGAUUUUUAUUUGGGAAGAUGAGCAUGAUUAUUCACAAGAUUCCUUAAUGUACCGUAUUUUUCAGACCAUAAAGGGCACUCAAAAUCCUUAAUGUGUUUUCUGUUUUGAUGUUGUGUACCGCUGACUUAUCACUGUGCUGACUUAUAUUUUUGUCGACAUUUUUUUCCCUCAACAUCUGUUUGAGAUCCUGCGAGGUGUUUUGAAUCAUCCUCGUAGACGGUGAAGAUACAGUGAUCAUCUUUUUGCCUCUUCUUCACCAGAUGCUUGCCUUCAACACGGCACCCCAGAGGUGUUGUCACAUAACUUAUGUACAGUGAUGAGGAUUCCUCAUGACCCCGUGGCUCUGGAGGAACAUUUCAAAGAUGAUGACGAGGGCCCCGUCUCCAACCAGGGUUACAUGCCUUACCUCAACAAAUUCAUCCUGGACAAGGUGACGGACAACUUUGACCGGCAGGACUUCGACAGGAUGUGCUGGACUUUGUGCUCCAGGAAAAACCUGGACCAGAGUCAGCUCCUCAUCUCCAAUGAAGAUGCCUUCAAAAUCUGGUGCAUUUUCAACUUCCUGUCAGAGGACAGCUACCCGCCGGUCAUCGUCACGGAGGAGAUGGAGUACUUUCUGCGCAAGCUGACUGAGGCGAUGGGGGGCAGCUGGGUGGAGGAGCGCUUUGAGGACUAUAAGCUCCAAAUGCUCUCGCAGCAGCAGCAGCAGCAGCAGAGCAUCAGCGUGUGGCAGCUCAUCACUCUGGUAGGCUCGGGACACUUCAGCAAGGGCAUAGACAGACAGUCCCUCUCCAUGGGCAUCCAGGAGCUCUAUCAAGAACUCAUCAUGGACGUGCUGAAGCAGGGUUACAUGAUGAAGAAAGGCCACAAAAGGAAGAACUGGACGGAGCGCUGGUUCACGCUAAAGCCCUACUCCAUCUCCUACUACGUGAGUGAAGACCUGACUGAGAAGAAGGGGGACAUCUUGUUGGAUGAACAUUGCAGCGUGGAGGCUUUGGCGGACAAAGAGGGCAAGAAGUGUCUCUUCUUCAUCAGAUCCUCACAGAAAAGUUUUGAAAUCAGCGCGUCAGACAAAAAGAAGAAGCAGGAGUGGAUUCAGGCCAUCCAGACGUGCGUGAACCUGCUCCGAGCUGGCCGUCAGGCGCCGCACCGCGAGUCGCGCCACAAACGUCGCGAGCUGCGCCUCAAGCAGCAGGCCGACCAGGAGGAGCUGCGGACCAAGAUGAAGGAGUUGCAGACGGCCAACGAGGCCAAACAGCAUGAGCUGGAGGACAUGAGGAAGGCUCUGGAGGAAGCGGCAGCCAAAGCGGCAGAGGAAGAGCAACGACGGCUUCAGACUCAGGUUGACCUCCAGGACCGCUACAGGGUUGACCUGGAGAGAGAGAAGAUGGUGAGGCAACAGAUGGAGGAGCAGGUGGCCCAAAAGUCCACGGAGCUGGAGCAGUACCUGCAGAAGGUCCGCGAGAUGGAGGACAUGUACCGGCGGUUGGAGGACGCUUUGGAGGACGAGCGGCGCGCCCGCCAGGAUGAGGAAACCGUCCGCAAGCUGCAGGCCAGGUUGCUGGAGGAGGAGGCGACCAAGCGGGCGGAGCUGGAGGAGAUCCACCUGAAGCAGCAGCAAGCCAUCUCGGAGACGGAGGCUGAGAAGCAGGAGCUGCAUAAGGAGCGGCUGGCCAAGGACAACGCCCUGAGGGAUGCCAUGAUGCAGCUGCAGCAGCUGGAGCAGGACAGGCAGGGGGCGCUAGAGCAGUACCAGACAGUGAUGAAGAAGCUGGAGGAUGCCACCAACAACACAAAGACGUGGAAACACAAAGUAGCCGAACACGAGGGCUUCAUUCGCCUCAUUCAGCCUGGGUCCAAAGGUCAUCAGAUGAUCACAAACUGGGGCCCGGCCGCCUUCUCAGACGCCGAGCUGAGCCUGAGGGAGAAAAAAUGGCAAGAAAUGAAGAACCAGGUGACACAGGCGCAGUAGACGCCGACAACAACAACAGUGCUGCGUUAGCUCACGGCAGGAAUACAAAAAUAUUGUGGGAUGUUUUCACAUGUGCUUCUCACCUCCUAAAUGAUAGACAACCAAAAUUUUGGAAAUGUCAGAUUAAUAAACAUUCAAUUAAUUGCGUCUGUACCUAAUCUAGUGUUCAUCUGCAUAUUUUUGUGACUCCUAAUUCAGAGUAAUAUGUAAAUAUGUUAUUUUUGACUCGUAAUGCUUUCAGCAUACAUGCUAAUAAUAAACUAGUGAACAUUUUAAGAGUGCUGAACAAGUGUUUGUGGUUUUUACAUGAAAAUAAGAAAUGUGGAAUAAAAAUUGUUAAACUCA